GACGUAACCGGGGUAGCCUGACUCAUCCUGUCCCCUUCUCCUUCCACAGGGCAGCAAGGCGAAAACCCCCAACCCUUCCUUCACUGGAGCUCAGCUUCGUGGUUUUUUAUUUAAAAAAAAAAAAUCCCCACCUGCCCCGACACACGCACGCCCCUCUCCCUAAUGUCUUAUAACCGACCAUUCGUACUAAGAAAGUGCCUUCGGGACCCAGCGUUGCCUUGCAGCCAAGCCAAAGCUGGAUUGAAAGAUGCUAAUUUUGGAGAGAGAGAGGGAAAAAAAUCACCUUUUUUCCCCCCCCCCCCCCCCUGCAGCAGCUGGGUUUAGAGGAGGAACCUUUUAGCCUCUCCUGAGCUCAAGUCUUUCAGACGUUUUUAGAACGGAAAAAAAAAGGUGUCCCAAGGGCUUGGAUCAUUUCCUGCCGGGAGCGCUCUUCCUCGCCUGGUUCUGCAGUAACUAUGGCUGGAACGAGAGCGCAGGAAGGGGGAGAAAGCACAGACAAAAACAAAAAUUGAGAGAAUUUGCUGACUUUGACGUUUUGACGCCUCCCGUUUUUCUAAUCUGGGCUAUUUUUAUUUUUGUUUUUUUACAGUGAGAUUUUUUUGAUCUUCAGCUACAGUAAGUUAUUCCAAUUUUUUUUCCGUAUUUUUUUUCCUGCCUUUCCAACUGAUUUCCUUUUUAUCGUUGUUGGUAGUUACUUUAUUGAUAUUAUUGCUACUAUUGAUGGUGGUGAGACUGUGACUGAUGAUGUGUUGCUGAUGGUAGUGAUUUAAAACAAAACAAAAAAAAAUGACUGCUGAAUUUUUAAACCGGAUGACAAAUGGAGUUUUUCUGAGUGGUCCUUAACUGAACUUUGGGUUUUUAACCCCUUGGGGGGGGAGAAACACGACCAGGUUUUGAAAGAAUCGAAUUUUUUUUUAUUGUUUAAAAGUGGAUUGAUCGCGUUAACUCUUUUUUCCCUCCCUCCCCGAAUACCUGGCUGCUGCGAAAGGAACCUGAUUCCUCCAGAGCUUGUUUGAGCGCCUCAGGAAGUCCCUACACUUUUUUUUAUUUUUUUAUUAUUUUUAAUUUUUUAACGUUUUAUUUCUGUGCGAUUUUUCGACUGUUGGCUGCCCAUGUGUCUGUGGUGCUGAUCGCUCCCUAGCAGUGACAGCCCUUCACUCCCCUGCUCAGACCUCCCUCUUCCCAUGAUCCCCCCCCUACAGUUCCCAUCCUGGUCUUUUUCUCUACACUGCCCCCCCCCCUUCCAAACGCCGUCAUGGACACGCAGUCCGGAGCAGCGGCGGGCGGCUGCCAGCGGAGUCUCCCACGGACCAGACACAAACCCGCCUGGGCUUGAUGGACCUCUGUGCUCCAGCUUCCUGCGUGAGCCAUGGCCAGCAACGUCACCAACAAAACGGACCCCCGUUCCCUGAACUCGCGCGUCUUCAUCGGCAACCUCAACACGCUGGUGGUGAAGAAGUCCGACGUGGAGGUCAUCUUCUCCAAGUACGGCAAGAUCGUCGGCUGCUCUGUGCACAAGGGCUUCGCCUUCGUGCAGUAUGUGAACGAGCGCAACGCUCGUGCCGCCGUGGCCGGAGAAGACGGCCGGAUGAUCGCGGGCCAGGUUCUAGGUAAGCUUGGUGACCAUCGGUCUCUUGAUCACAUUUAUCUCUUGCCUCUCUGAGACCUGGAGGAAAAUAUCAACCAGUGCUUAAAAAGAAAAGGCAGGUGCCCUGCUGCAUUCAGAAUGAGGUUCCAUGUGCUGCGCAUAUCCGUGUGAACGGCUGCGUCGUUCCCAUCAUUGGCAAGACGUGCGUAGCUUAUUGUGAAGUGCCAGAGGUCUUUCUUCGCACCAAGCAGCAUCUUUCUCCGUUCAGCAUCAUGACCAAGCUCAUCUAAUCCCCUCCCCCCAGUUACACUCACAAGAGGUUCAUCCGGCAAGCAAACCCGGGUUUAGCCUUUUGAGCAGAAUGGCUAAAGUUUGCCGCCGUGCAGAGAGGCAGCUGGAGUGCUUUUCACCCAGCCAUCGGAAGCCGCUUUGGGUUUCUCUGCUUUGGAGCACAGAGGUGUUCUUGACGAAGGCAGAUAGUGCUGUGGCAGGAGCUUCUUCCAUUGGGCUGUUUAAAUCCCUCCUGCCCUAAAGGCAGUGGCG
Sphaerodactylus townsendi is the source of this 2131-nucleotide messenger RNA. RefSeq names its product heterogeneous nuclear ribonucleoprotein C-like. Bases 1370 to 1663 code for a protein of 97 amino acids. Gene Ontology annotation, molecular function: RNA binding. The record is from RefSeq and is a predicted model, not a curated record. NCBI's taxonomy places the organism in Eukaryota, Metazoa, Chordata, Lepidosauria, Squamata, Sphaerodactylidae. Gene Ontology annotation, cellular component: nucleus. The transcript is spliced from 2 exons.